Messenger RNA from Salmo salar (Atlantic salmon), 2351 nucleotides. The record is from RefSeq and is a predicted model, not a curated record. NCBI's taxonomy places the organism in Eukaryota, Metazoa, Chordata, Actinopteri, Salmoniformes, Salmonidae.
AUGGCCAGUCAAUUUGAGUAACGUUAUUGUUUUACGUUAUCGCAGUUUUACGUUAUCACGCAUUGACAUGACAACGUCAUUUAGCAACUUUUAGCAACAAAUCAACCUGCCUCUAGCAACUUACCCUGCAAAUUAGUUGGAAACACUGUUUGUACGCAGACUUUUUUGAGAAUUUACAAUAUUGCAAUAACGUACUGCUAAGCAAACCUGCAACAUGAGUUCCUCUGAGGCAAAGACUAUUACAGUUAUUGGCAGUGGGUUGAUUGGACGCUCCUGGGCCAUGGUGUUUAUGAGUGGGGGCUACAGAGUGAAGAUCUAUGACAACCAGGCUGCCAGGGCCUUCCAGGAGGUCAGGUCAGUCCUGGAAAAUAAGGCGAAACAUCUUGAGGAGCUGCAGGAAGCUCACAUACUGAGCGGGCAGCUGAGUGCCUCAGAGCAGCUAGCCCUACUGAGCAGCCACGACCUCCCUCAGGCACUAGCGGGAACCUUCUUCAUCCAGGUGAACCCGCCCUACUACUUGCGUCUGGUGGAGCUGGUGCCACACCCAGAGACGUUGCCGGGGGUGAUGGACACCACCCAUGCCCUGAUGACCGCUGUGGGCCAGGCUCCUGUCAGGCUGAAGAAGGAGAUUGAUGGCUUCGCCCUGAACCGUGUGCAGUACGCCAUCAUCGCUGAGUCCUGGAGGCUGCUAGAGAACGGUGUCAUCUCAGUCAAGGACAUUGACCUGGUAAUGUCAGAGGGGCUGGGAAUGCGCUACGCUUUUAUUGGUCCCAUGGAAACCAUGCACCUUAAUGCACCUGAAGUCCUAUUGUGCCAGUCUAUUGCCAUCUUCUCAAGUGAUGAAUUAACAUCGGCCUGGAUAAGAUCUUCUCAUUGCCUUAAAGUCUGGCCAACCCUCUAUGUAUGGUCCACUCUCCCAGGUCUGGAGGACUAUCUCCAGCGAUACAGAGAGGGCAUGAGGAGGGUUCUGAACGCCUUUGGACCUGUUCCCGAAUUCUCUGGGGAGGCAGCCGAGUGCAUCAACAAAGUAGGCUUAUCUGAACCGCAGCACCUGUCUGCUAGGAGAGAGAGGAGGGAUCAGCUCCUCAUGGGCCUGGCCAAGCUCAAGAAGUGACCACAGGACACCACUGAUGUACAAGAUGGGCUUGUGUCUGGGACUCUUCUGUCCGUCACUCAGGCCUUCACUGACCCUCACUCAGCCUGAGGAGCAUGUUGAUGAGAAUGAUCUGAUCUCUCAGUGGUGCCUACACUGGGGAUGUUAAUGAAUACUGUAGUCCUGAGUCCUCACACACAAUCAAUCGCUCAACCAAUCUGGGAUGUUACUGUAGGAGCCCACACACACAAUAAACCAAUCUGGGGAUUGAUUGCCAUGCCUUCUCAGAAAUAUAACCAUGUUUUAUGCAAUCAACAAGUUGAUGAUCAGACAAAGGAAGUAAUGGUUUGGUCAUACCACAAUGGUUUCUUGAAUUGUGAAUAUGAAUUGUUAAUGUGAUAAACUUGUUUUACGAUUUUACAUUUUUUUUUUUAUUAAAAUGUUGAAUUUCUCUUGGAUUGGAAUACAUUUGAAUUGUCCUUAUCAAGAACUAAAGAUAAACAACAAACAUGAAUUGAUUGAAGAUACAUCAUGGGGUUUUUCAUAUUGUGUUACGUCGCAUUUUGGACAACUAUGAUUGGAAUCUGUUAAAUGGGUUGAACAUCCAAAAAAAAUAAUCUCUUCCCUCUUCCGUCAUGCCUACAUUUGUUCUGGUGAUCUUGUGACUCAUGAUGACUAUGUACUUUAUACAGUAUGCUUGACCAGUGAUUAACACCGAAUUCAAGUGUCUCGAUCUGUCAACAGUACAUUUGAAAUGAAUGUGAUCACAGGGUGUAUUCAGUGAAAUUAAACGUUCAGAAUGUUUAAUCAUAUAGAGCGAGGAGUGGAGCGAGUUUCCCAAAGGCAUGGUCCUUCUCGCCCGCUCCAGUUUCUCUCCAGUAGCGCUCACUAGACGGGCUCAGGGCAUCGCCGGCCCAGCAUGCAUUUGUAGUCUACUUGUGUGCUGCUAUAGCCCUUUGCUUUGGCUACUGUUUUUUAGUAUGCAAAAUAUUUUCAUUAAGAAACUGAUAAAACACACAGGUGAAAAAUCAAGGUGACUUACAAAGAUGAGGAGGAGUGAGUGCUGUGUUGUCUUAUUUUUUUUUAUUAAAAUGUUGAAUUUCUCUUGGAUUGGAAUACAUUUGAAUUGUCCUUAUCAAGAACUAAAGAUAAACAACAAACAUGAAUUGAUUGAAGAUACAUCAUGGGGUUUUUCAUAUUGUGUUACGUCGCAUUUUGGACAACUAUGAUUGGAAUCUGUUAAAUGGGUUGAACAUCC